This is a messenger RNA of Dermatophagoides pteronyssinus (European house dust mite), 1116 nucleotides long. RefSeq names its product E3 ubiquitin-protein ligase MARCHF8-like. The record is from RefSeq and is a predicted model, not a curated record. NCBI's taxonomy places the organism in Eukaryota, Metazoa, Arthropoda, Arachnida, Sarcoptiformes, Pyroglyphidae. Gene Ontology annotation, molecular function: zinc ion binding.
UGCUGUUUAAAUAAUGUUUGGUUGGUUAAAUGAAUGGUUGGUUUGUUGUUGUUGUUGUUGUUGGUUAUUUUGGGCGUUGUGGAUGGACAAUUUAUGCGUAUAUGUCUGUAUGGAAUUUGUCAUUCGAUUAUAUAAUUGAACGCGAAACGUUUAUAAUAACUCUAAUGGGACGACAAAAAGAUGUAUCAAAAAUUGUUUUCGUUCAAAACGAAACUAUUCGAUCACAAACAUCGAAUGAAAAUAUUGAAAAAACGACGGCGAUUACGACAACAACCACGAAUAAAAAUUCAAUGUCGACAAUAAUAUCGAUUGAUGAUAAUGAUUCGAAUCUAAAUCGAAACAUUAUUCAAUCAUCAAAUCAAUCAUUAAUAAUGGGAAAAGAAUCGAACAAUAUUAUCAUAAUGAAUUCAUCAUCGGAUUCAAUGAAUUUACCAAUUUGUCGAAUUUGUCAUUGUUCGAAUGAAGAUUUGGCCGAAACUUUAUCAUUAUCAUCGAAAAAUAUGAAAGAUUUAAAAUUAAAUUUUAAUUAUUGUGAUACAGAUAUUAAAAAACAAUUUGAUGAUCCAUUUUUUUUAAUAACACCAUGUUAUUGUACAGGUACAUUACAAUAUGUACAUCAUAAUUGUUUACAACAUUGGAUUCGUUCAUCUAAUCAUCGUUAUUGUGAACUUUGUAAAUAUAAUUUUAAACUUAAAACCAAAAAUAAACCAUUAUUACAGUGGAAAUGUCUAAAUAUGACCAAUAGUGAACGACGUAAACUUUUUCUACAUGUUUCUUUUAAUCUGAUAUCAAUGAUCUGUGUAUUUUGGUCAAUAUGGGUGAUUGCUGAACGUGCAUCAUUAGAAAUAUCGAAUCGUCUUGGUUGGAAAUUCUGGAUCAAAAUGGUGGUAAUUACCAUUGGUCUUAUUUGUGGUAUUAUAUUUAUUGUAUUUCAAUUACGAUUAUAUUUUUCAAUAUUUUCACGUUGGAAACAAUAUAAUCAGAUUGUUAUCAUCGAAAACGUGGGCAAUAAAUCCGAACAACAACAGCAACAACAAUUUGAUGAUUUAAUAACAACAGAAAAUGAACAAAGAAUAAAUAAUGAAAAAUGAAUAAUAAUAACAAAAAAUCAUUGAA